CCGCGGGUGUACACAUGGUUUGCCAGGGUGUGCGCGUCUUCCCAAGGGGUCUGGGGACCAAAUUCCAGCUCCCACCAUCGGGAGGCACGGUAAGAGACCGUAGGGGACACAAUCCCGAGCACCGCAGAUGCCGAGGUCUCCGCUGCGCUCCAGUCUGUCAACAGAGGCUUCAGGAGCGCGGGGUCCCUUCAAAUGCCCCGCCAGUCCCAGGCCAAUCACCGCGCAGCUUCUUCCGGGAUCGUCGCCAAUCAUCGGCCGUUGCGUAUUGCGGGUACAGAGGGAAUCCUCGAAUCCCUAGCAGCCAGUCCCUGCUACUUCGGUUGCCUUGGCUGCGUUCGGACGCCACGGCUGGGCGGGGCCGCCCUUCCUGUGGACAACGACAGCUGAGGCCGGGAGAGGGGAGGCGGCGGCUCCAGGGACCUGGCGGCCGCCGAUCGGGGCUGCGAGGCCCCAUGGCGCCGCCCCCAGCCCCGCUCCUGGCGCCGAGGCCCGGGGAGACCCGGCCUGGUUGCAGGAAGCCCGGGACUGUGAGCUUCGCGGACGUGGCCGUGUACUUCUCCCCGGAGGAGUGGGGCUGUCUGCGGCCCGCGCAGAGGGCUCUGUACCGGGACGUGAUGCAGGAGACCUACGGCCACCUGGGCGCGCUCGGAUUCCCAGGCCCCAAACCAGCCCUCAUCUCUUGGAUGGAACAGGAGAGUGAGGCUUGGAGCCCCGCCGCCCAGGAUCCUGAGAAGGGGGAAAGACUGGGAGGAGCUCGGAGAGGAGAUGUCCCAAACAGGAAGGAAGAGGAACCCGAGGAAGUCCCAAGAGCCAAAGGGCCUAGAAAGGCUCCUGUGAAGGAGAGUCCUGAAGUGCUGGUGGAACGCAACCCUGACCCAGCUAUUAGCGUGGCCCCGGCACGGGCACAGCCACCCAAAAAUGCUGCCUGGGACCCGACCACAGGAGCACAGCCCCCGGCACCCAUACCCAGCAUGGAUGCUCAGGCCGGCCAGCGGCGCCACGUGUGCACGGACUGCGGCCGCCGCUUCACCUACCCCUCACUGCUGGUCAGCCACAGGCGCAUGCACUCGGGGGAGCGGCCCUUCCCCUGCCCCGAGUGUGGCAUGCGCUUCAAGAGGAAGUUCGCAGUGGAAGCGCACCAGUGGAUCCACCGCUCCUGCUCCGGGGGGCGGCGGGGCCGGAGGCCUGGGAUCCGGGCUGUGCCUCGGGCCCCCGUCCGAGGUGACCGGGACCCGCCUGUGCUCUUCCGGCACUACCCAGACAUCUUCGAGGAGUGCGGCUGAGCGGCACCGCAGGCUGGAGUUGAGCCUGACCUUGGCACGAAGGACUGACGGAUCCCUGAGGUGGGCCACUGAGUCGGGGACUCCGGAACUGAAAUUCAUGCCCUGGGCUUUCCUCAAGGAUCCCUCAAGUUUCCAACUUGUAAAAAGAAAAGUGCCUGUAAAGAUUCGAAUAGAUUAGACUUGCCACCCAUCUCCCCAGUCUUUUGUUUAACAAAAAAAAAAAAAAAAAAAGAA
Messenger RNA from Pan troglodytes (chimpanzee), 1517 nucleotides. It is a transcript of the gene ZNF688, whose product is annotated as zinc finger protein 688. Bases 15 to 1283 code for a protein of 422 amino acids. The record is from RefSeq and is a predicted model, not a curated record. Gene Ontology annotation, molecular function: RNA polymerase II cis-regulatory region sequence-specific DNA binding; DNA-binding transcription factor activity, RNA polymerase II-specific. Lineage: Eukaryota; Metazoa; Chordata; Mammalia; Primates; Hominidae. The transcript has 4 exons. Gene Ontology annotation, biological process: regulation of transcription by RNA polymerase II.